AUGUCGGAAAUGAACAUGGACGACUGCACCUUGGCAACUUGCCCAAUUGACUUGGCCUAUAUCAACUACCAGCCUAACGUCCCGGCAAAUGUCCUCUUCCUCGUCAUCUUCAGCCUUCUCCUCGCCGCACAAAUCGCCCUAGGAACAUGGUUCCGAAUAUGGACAUACAUGGGAGCCAUGACCGCGGGGCUCAUUCUUGAAAUACCGGGAUACAUCGGGCGAGUCAUGAUGCACAGCAACCCAUUCGACUUUAAUGCAUUCCUUCUAUACCUCAUUUGUCUCACGAUUGCGCCGGCCUUCUUCACCGCCGCCAUUUACAUCUGCCUGGGAAGAAUUGUCAUCGUCUACGGGGAGGAUAUCUCCAGGAUUCGCCCGCGUACAUAUACUAUCCUCUUCGUCACUUGCGAUAUCAUCGCUCUCGUCCUACAAGCAGCCGGCGGCGCCAUUACCUCCAUCGCCGACUCAGACCAAAAAAGCCUCAGCGAUACCGGUGUCAAUAUCAUGAUUGCAGGAUUGGCUUUCCAGGUCGCCUCGUUGACGCUGUUCAUCGUGCUCGCUUCGGAAUUCGCCCUACGAGUGCGCCGCAGCUCAGAAGACAUGAAGAAUGCGUCUACAGCAUCUGUUCGCAGCGGUUUGAAAUGGAAGAUGUUCCUUCUGGGCAAGUGUCUUGCCAUUGCCGUUUUAACGAUCUUCACUCGCUCGAUCUUCCGUGUUGCGGAGCUGAAAGGUGGAUUUAGCAGUGAUCUGGCUAAUGAUGAAAUUUCCCUGAUGAUUCUUGAGAGCACUAUGAUUGCCAUUGCGUGCAUUUGUAUGACCGCCGCUCACCCAGCAGUUGCCAUGGGCCGGCGAUGGGGGAACUCUCGGCGAAGCCGCGUCGUGGAGUCGUUUCGUCUAAGGUGUCGCAGGCUUCAUCAGAAACUGAGAUGGUGA
Messenger RNA from Penicillium alfredii, 930 nucleotides. Its product is annotated as RTA1 domain-containing protein. Gene Ontology annotation, cellular component: plasma membrane; fungal-type vacuole. Lineage: Eukaryota; Fungi; Ascomycota; Eurotiomycetes; Eurotiales; Aspergillaceae. The record is from RefSeq and is a predicted model, not a curated record. The transcript has 3 exons. Bases 1 to 930 code for a protein of 309 amino acids.